GAAAUUGACCUCCUCUCACCCCCCCUCCUCAGAUCCAAGCUCUUAGCAGUCCUGGCAGAAGUAGCCUCAGGACAGGACAGCAGCAGGGACAGAGGAACAAGGCACCGAGGACAGAGGUCUCUCGCCUGUCAAAAUGCCCAUCCUGAAGAGUCUAGGGAGCGCAGAUUCUAAGGUGCCCCGGGCAGGGACCCUGCCCCGGAGGACCUCUGGGAACCCCUUUGAGGAAGUUCCGGGGCUGGAAGAAGAGGAGGCUGGGCGGCUGGGGACCCUGCCCAACGGAACAUCAUGCGGCCGCCGCGCCACCCUGGAGAAGCUGGCAGGCCUGGCCACCUUCCGACUGGGCUGGAACCCCGGCCGGCGGGCAGGCAGCCCCGGCAACGGGCAGGCCCGCUCGUUCCUGGGCCGCGUGCUGACACCGGGCAUACGCAGGAGCUCAGCAGACUUUGGCCUCCUGGCCAGGUUUCAGGGGACCCGAGCCCAGGGUGAUGAGGAGGCCACCGGGGAUGCCGCCAGGAGGCUGGCCUUCCUGAGACUGGGGCGCGGGCCCAAGCCCCGGCGGGCCUCGCUGGCCGAGAGGGUGGUGCCUGCUGGCGAGGCGGCUCCAGAGCCUCCACCCAAGGUCCCAGAGCCACCAAAGAUGAAGGAGCCCUUGUCAGUGCUGGAAAUCCUGAGUCUGAUCCAGCAGCGCGAGCUCGCGAGGGCCGACGAGCACAUCUUGGAGCUGGAGGCCGAGGAGCUGGCGUCGUCGGGGGGCGGCGCGCCCGGGCCGCCCAAGGUGGAGGGCGCAGGCGGGGGCCGCCGCGCGCGGGACGUGGCGCUGCUGUACGAGGCCCUGCAGCGCGAGCUGUGGGCGCUGGUGCGCGAGACGCUGGCGGGCCCCGGGCCGGGCGUGGGCGCCGGGGCGGGCGCCGUGGCGCAGCUGGGCCAGGUGCUGCUGCAGGAGGAGGCGGCGGACGGGCGCCGGGGGCCCGGGGCGGCCCGCAAGCUGCGCGCCCGCUGGGCCGAAGCCGUGGCGCGCGCGGCGCGGGAGCGCCUGGAGGCGGCGACACCCGGGGCCCCCGGGGGCCUGGCGGCGCAGCUGGAGGCGCUGCGGGCGCGGCUGCUCGAGGACAUGGGCGUGGUGCGGGGCCGCCUGGUGCCCGCCUACCCCGCGGGCUUGGGCGCCUUCGGCGUCUACUUGCGCGGCUACCACGGCGCGCUGGCCGACUGGGUGGGCGCCGCCGCCCGCCGGAGGCUGCCGCUCGCCGACCGCUACGCGCUGCUGCACUGGCACCACCAGGUGUACCCCAGGGAAGUCUUGGGGCUGGUGGACAUGGUCGCCCUGGAGAAUGGGGAACUUGGGUCCCUUCUGUCACCUGGCACCGUGCGAGGCUUGGAGGAUGAAUGUCUCACGGAUGUGAAGGCUCAGACUGGGGCAGCCCUGCUUCGGGCGCUGCAGGAGGACGAGGAGCUCUGGGGGAGCUCGGAGGACCGGCCCAGCAACCUGGCCCAGGACGUGUGUGAGCUCCUGGAGGAGCACACGGAGCGAGCGCCCUGCAUCAGCCAGGGCUUCGGGGAGCGGAUGGCCCACUGCUGCCUGAGGGGGCUGGCAGAGUUCCUGCAGAGCUUCCAGCAGCGCGUGGAGCGGUUCCACGAAAACCCAGCCGUCCGGGAGCUGCCACUGGACACUUACAUCAGCAGGACCAUCACCCUGGUCAACUGCGGCCCCCCCUUGAGGGCCCUGGCAGAGCGCCUGGCUCGGGUGGGGCCCCCCGAAAGUGAGCCGGCCCGGGAAGCAGCAGUCAGCGCUCUGGACCGUGUGACCCGGCUCUGCCACCGGGUGCUGGUUGACCUCCUGUUCCAGGAGCUGCAGCCACACUUCAACAAGCUGAUGCGCAGAAAGUGGCUGAGCAGCCCGGAGGCCCUGGAUGGCAUCGUGGGCACAUUGGGCGCCCAGGCUCUGGCCCUGCGCCGGAUGCAGGAUGAGCCUUACCAGGCGCUGGUGGCGGAGCUGCACCGGAGGGCGCUGGUGGAGUACGUGAAGCCCCUGCUCCGCGGGCGCCUGCGCUGCGGCUCGGCGCGGACCCGCAGCCGCGUGGCCGGGAGGCUCCGGGAGGACGCGGCGCAGCUCCAGAGGCUGUUCAGGCGGCUGGAGUCGCAGGCCUCCUGGCUGGAUGCUGUGGUGCCCCACUUGGCUGAAGUCCUGCAGCUGGAAGACACGCCCAGCAUCCAGGUGGAGGUGGGGGUGCUGGUUCGGGACUACCCAGACAUCAGGCAGAAGCACGUGGCCGCCCUCCUCGACAUCCGCGGCCUGCGAAACACAGCGGCCCGCCAGGAGAUCCUGGCCGUGGCCCGGGACCUGGAGCUGCCGGAGGGGGAAGCCCUGCUGUCGCCUCAGGACCGCGCCUUCUUCGCGGACAUCCCUGUGCCCCGGCCGCCUUGCUGCCUCAGCCUCCCUCUCCUCCUGUGCUGCCUCCCAGUCUCGGGGCUGGCCAGGCCCAGUCUGGCCCGGCUGCCCAGGCUUCGGCCUCUAUCUCCACCAGGGCCCCGGGCCCAGCGCUGAGACUCUCCCAGCCUCCUCCUCGGUGCCCCAUCUUUGCUGCUGAUACACCGUCCCCCCGACCCUGCCUGGGACCACAGACCCCUGCGAUGGAGAGGUCCUCAGAGGCCUUCUCGC
Molecule: messenger RNA, 2656 nt
Organism: Molossus molossus (Pallas's mastiff bat)
Lineage: Eukaryota; Metazoa; Chordata; Mammalia; Chiroptera; Molossidae
Gene: EXOC3L2
Product: exocyst complex component 3 like 2
Exons: 12
Coding region: 134-2542 (802 amino acids)
Biological process (GO): exocytosis; exocyst localization
Cellular component (GO): exocyst
Molecular function (GO): SNARE binding
Source: RefSeq, a predicted model, not a curated record